CUUGUCUACCUCGCACGCACACACACACACACUCUCUCUCUCUCUCUGUGCAUUUAAUCUAUUUAGUCUCAAUGGCCAUUGGUUUCGGGAGAAACUCGUUAGUAACGGCAAGAAUGUCGAGCUCUCAACUGCGUCCCAAUGCGAACGCAUCAACCCCUCUCCCUCGCAUUCCGCUCACGAAUGGAGCGCUGGCAACGGCGACUGCUGGUAAACGCGCGGCAGAAGACGACCUCAAUUCUGCAGGAAAGAAGCAGAAACCACUGGACACAUUGUCCAGCGACCCUGUUGCUAGCUCUACAGGCUACGAUUUCGAGUUUUCCGAAGCCGAUGAGUCGGCUGGUACUCCGGACUCGGUAGACGAAAACGAAGACAACGCCCCAUGCGACGAGAACUGCCGAUGCAACGCGCCAUACGUAUCGUGCGACAUGCCUUACACGGGGGGAUCUUUUUUCGAUUUCCACGACGCAAGAAAACAACGUCUAGUCGACAUGCUUGAUGCUAUCGAUGCGAGCGAAUGUCGGCUGCCGCCCAAAGGUCCGCUACCGCCGCCUCAAGACGACGCAGACGAUGAGUACGACGAGGACGACGAUGAAGACCUCCCUGUUGUCGUGAACACGGAACUUUUCAACCGGACGGCGCUCAAGCCCAGUACGCUGGCCCAAGCCCGCGAUCCCAACGCAGAUCCCGUUCGAGUGGGAUUGAGCCGCAUCGAGGAUAAGGUAAGUUGGAUUUGGGGGUACAUAGUCGACAACGAAGACCAUGAGGAAUUGAGGGACAGGAUCGAACCGAAACUGAAUAUACUCAUGGGAGACAUCGCGGAAUUGAGGAACAAGAUCGUGCCAAGGCUGGUUACACUUACGGUAGACAUCGCGGAAUUGAGGAAGAGGAUUGUGCCGAGACUGGAUCUACUCACGGGGACGGUGGAAAUGACCAAGGCACAGCUAAACCGCGUCGAAGAAUCGAUGAAGACCUUCCAAGACGAGCAGCGCAAGAACUGGGGGCUUUUGUUUGAAGGCAUGAAGAGUCUGGACGAGCGAGUCAUGCAUCGCCUUCCCAUCGCGAGCCAUCAUCACCAUCCCGGACCUUACUUUCAUGAAGCCGCGCCGGGCGUGCAAGGCCCGCUGCCUGUUCACCACAAUAGAUUCGCGCCUCAACAUGCAUACCAUCACGGAUCCCAUCCCGCACAGCAAAUGCCGCCGCACAUGACACCGCAAAUCCAUUACCAAGUACCGCAGGCACAGCACGCACAGCCACAACCUGUGCAACAGCCCCAACCACAACCGGAGGCACGUCUUUCUUGAAUGCAGAUUUAAUAAGGAUACUGUACACCCCGCGUUGAGCUGGACUGAUCGACACGUCCACCGUCAUUCGUGGAACCAUGACGCAUUGCCAUCCAACCAAGAUUUCAGCAAGCUUAGCCAAGGUUUCGAUGAAGACGAACCUCACGCGC
Molecule: messenger RNA, 1450 nt
Organism: Neohortaea acidophila
Lineage: Eukaryota; Fungi; Ascomycota; Dothideomycetes; Mycosphaerellales; Teratosphaeriaceae
Exons: 1
Coding region: 72-1301 (409 amino acids)
Source: RefSeq, a predicted model, not a curated record